Molecule: messenger RNA, 2968 nt
Organism: Raphanus sativus (radish)
Lineage: Eukaryota; Viridiplantae; Streptophyta; Magnoliopsida; Brassicales; Brassicaceae
Product: protein TRANSPARENT TESTA 9
Exons: 21
Coding region: 211-2766 (851 amino acids)
Biological process (GO): regulation of autophagosome maturation; endosome to lysosome transport; endosomal transport
Cellular component (GO): late endosome; endolysosome membrane
Source: RefSeq, a predicted model, not a curated record
UUGUAGCUUUCAAAAAAAAAAAAAAAACUCUUUUUGAUUACCGAAAACAUCUAAAAGCGUUUCCACAAAUCCGAACACGACCACCGCAGCAAUUCGAAUCCCAGCCGGAACUAGAAUCCGAUUUCAUCACCUCUGGUUUUGUCGGGGGGGGGGGAGUGAAGAAGAAUGAUCCGGAGAAGAGUGGAUUCAAAGGAUUGAUCGGGAACAAUCAUGUGGUUUUCCUUCUUAAGACCCAGAGAUCGAUUCUCCUUGCUCGAACUCAGGCAUCUGACUGAGCAGUUGAGGAAAAUUCAGAUAGUGAACGAGACCAAUAAGGACUUUGUUGUGGAGGCACUGAGAUCAAUCGCGGAGAUACUAACCUACGGCGAUCAGCAUGAUCCCUCAUUCUUUGAGUUUUUUAUGGAGAAGCAAGUCAUGGGAGAGUUUGUACGUAUCUUGAGGGUUAGCAGAACAGUAACAGUUUCUGUUCAGUUGUUGCAGACCAUGAGUAUUAUGAUCCAGAACCUCAAAAGUGAACAAGCCAUCUACUACUUGUUCAGUAACGAAUAUGUAAACUAUUUGAUAACAUAUACGUUUGACUUCCAACAUGAAGAGCUUCUAUCUUACUACAUAUCCUUCCUUAGAGCUGUUAGUGGGAAACUAAACAAGCAUACGAUAUCAUUGCUUUUGAAGACCGAGAACGAUGUAGUAGUUUCUUUUCCCCUUUAUGUCGAAGGCAUUAAGUUUGCAUUUCACGAAGAGAACAUGAUACGCACUGCAGUUCGUUCCCUGACUCUUAAUGUAUAUCACGUUGGUGAUGAAUCUGUGAAUGACUAUGUAGUUAGCCCACCGCACACCGAGUACUUUUCAAAACUAGUUUCAUUUUUCCAAAAGCAAUGCAUUGAUCUAAGUGCAAUGGUGUUGAACACUUUAGAGAGCCCAUCCUCAGACUCAGGAGGAAAAUUGUUUUCUGCCGUUGAUGGGAUCGAGGACACCUUGUACUACUUUAGUGAUGUUAUCUCUGCUGGCAUACCUGAUAUCGGGAGGCUGGUAACAGAUCACAUUCUGCAGAAUCUAACUCUCCCACUUCUUCUCCCGUCUCUAUGCUCUGAGGCUGUAAAUGAUGUUUCAAUUGAUCCUAUCACUUCUCUAUAUCUCCUUUGCUGCAUCCUACGGAUAGUUAAAAUCAAAGAUUUGGCAAAUAUUACCGCUGCUACUCUUUUCUGCCCUGUAAAAGCUUUCAUUGCAAGUUUCCUAGUGAAGCCUAAUAGUAGCCUUGCUCCUGAACGCCCUAGAUUUGGACAUAGGCAUCAAGACAAUGGUGUUGCCGAGGAAGCAGAUCAACAGUGUCCAAGCAAUGGAGUAUUGAGUGAGGAUGGGAAUUCCCACGUUUGCAGUGAAAAUACUACCAAAAGUACCUUCAACGAUUCAAAUAUUACAUUUAGGGAGACCUUACUUCAAUAUAUUUCUGAGGGAGAUGAUGUGCAAGCUCAGGGUUCCUUGUUUGUGCUAGCCACUUUGUUGCAGACAAAAGAACUUGAAGAGUCAAUGCUAGAUGCUUUCGGCAUUCUUCCUCAGCGUAAGCAGCACAAAAAACUUUUGCUGCAAUCUUUGGUUGGGGAGGACUCCGACGAAGAACAACUAUUUUCACCGAAUGGUUCUAUGAGAGAUGGAAGUAGUGAACUUGAUUGGUGUCAACGGAGGCUGGAGGAGCAUUUUGGAGUAUGCUGUUCAUUGCGUGGGGCUGCAGUGUCCCCCCUUAUACAUAGACAUCAGGUGGUGGAUGCAUUGGUCAGUCUUCUCUGCCGUGAAAACAUAUCUGCAGAAACAUUAUGGUGUGGAGGAUGGCUUUUGCGCCAGUUGCUUCCUUAUAGCCAGGCAGAAUUUAAUCAUAAACAUCUGAAGAUGCUGAAUGAUUCAUAUGAGAAAUGCAAAGAAGCACUAAUCCGGGAGAUUAAAGGUUCCUGGCCUGAUCUACUCAUCAAAGUACUGUUUGAUGAGUGGAAAAAGUGCAAAAAAGUGAUUGAAGCUCCAUCUCCUCAAAAAGACCCUAUAUCUGUUAUUCUCCAGCUGGAUAGAUGCUCUUCUAAUGAUAACACUGUUAGCGAUUCAUCAUUCACAGCAGGGGAAAAAUUGUGCGAGGUGGUAAAGGUUUUUGUGCUUCUUCAUCAACUCCAGAUCUUCUUGCUUGGUAGGCCCUUGCCAGAGCAGCCUCCUAUCCAUCCUCCUGCCGACAGAUCUGAAACGUCUCGCGCAACAGCUUCCGGUUUGGAUGCUUCAGUCCCCAAACCUGGCACCGAAGUGAAGCUAGUUGAUGCUGUACCAUGUUGGAUUGCCUUUGAAAGAGGCAAGGAACGUGAAUUCUCGUUUCUAGCAUUAUCAUCUGGUGUGUCUGGGUGGAUCGUCCUUGCUGAAAAGUCACUUUCGAAGCCAGAUCACGGAAUCGUCCGUAUUAUUGCACCUUUAGCCGGCUGCGAUCCGCGAAUAGAUGAAAAGCAACCAAGAUGGCUACACUUGAGAAUCCGACCAUCUACGUUACCUUUCUUGGAUCCAAUAAAGCGAGGAGUCUACAAGAAGCUCAAGUCCAAAGGUCUAGUAGAUGGAAAAUGGACAGUAGCAUUCAGGAGCGAUGAGUUUUGUCACUCUGCUUACUCAAUGGUUGUACAUGAGAUGGAUCUACAAUGCAGCGAGGUGGAAAGGAGGUUAAAGCCAUUGCUUGAACUUGAUAGAAACCAGCAAGAUCAAUCAACCAUUACUUCUGAUGCCUUCCCUUCAUCUUCGUCCUGAUGAUCUCAUUUUGCGUUGCAUUCAUAACGGAUAAGAUAAAUCUUCUUCAGUCCUUUAGAGCAGCUUCCAUGAAUUUUUCAGGUUUAUUUUUUUCUCUCUGCAUUUUCUGUUUGUUUUUAUUGAUUCUUUUUGUAAUAUCUUAGUGUGGUAUCAUUGUAUAUUUGAAAUUGCAACAAUACAUUAGUAAAUUUCAAUUGUUAUC